Messenger RNA from Puccinia graminis f. sp. tritici CRL 75-36-700-3, 900 nucleotides. RefSeq lists its product as uncharacterized. Lineage: Eukaryota; Fungi; Basidiomycota; Pucciniomycetes; Pucciniales; Pucciniaceae. The coding region runs from base 1 to 900 and encodes 299 amino acids. The record is from RefSeq and is a predicted model, not a curated record. The transcript is spliced from 3 exons.
AUGACACCAAAGGAAUUCAUCACGGGUCUGCUCAAGAAAGACCACAUAGAACUCAACUACCGCCGACGCACCUGGGGAACAACUUACGGUGCCAGUUCAACUAUUGAGCUAGUUUCUGAAAUUGCAAAAAUAUUCCACAAGAAAGAUGCAGCUCGGCAUUUUUGGGCCAACUUUAUUCAGGCUGAGGUCAAACUCGUUCACUAUCAGGAUGUUGUCUUGUUGUGUCGUCAAGAAAUGGAAAGUCAUAGCUCUGGCUCAUUCAUGAGCUCCCGAUUGGUCAGACGUGAUUUUUUUGGGCUGGCUGCCAAGGAGGCUCGUAAUCAUAAACUUACAACUGUUGAACAACCAAUGCUUUACAACGUAAUCCACGGAAUCUUAUCUCAUUUGGACAAAGAAGAGGGCAAUUCUGUUCAUGUGGACGAUCCACAUGAUGACUCCACUUGUCUUCAAGAGAAUACAUUGACACACGAUACCAACAACUCAAGAGGUCAUAUGGGCAACACCCCAACUGAUAUUGGUGAGACCGUAGUCGAGGAGCUUGUCGCAGAGGCAGAACCCGAGGUCCAUCUGAAAUCCACCUCAGGCUCGUUAGAGGAAGUGAUGUCAGAGUACGGUGGGUUUAGUUACUCAUCCAAAGAGGAUGGGCCAGAUGGAAGACAAAAGAAAAUCAAACAUAUUGCAACGGUGAUCUGUUCAAUGCUCAGCUUUGCAUGUAAUCAUCGUCACAAUGGAUUACAGCUCGAGAAUUCGAUCCGAUUCUAUGCUUGUGGGGUUUCGGAGACGGUCAAUGAAUACCUUCACUACUGGGGUUUAACAUCUCAUAGAAAAACGGCCAUUCAUGCCCUACAAUCCUUGGCCUCAGAAGCAGCGGACACUAUAGCUUCUUCGAUGGCCCUGUAA